Messenger RNA from Drechmeria coniospora, 1794 nucleotides. RefSeq names its product FAD binding domain-containing protein. The record is from RefSeq and is a predicted model, not a curated record. The coding region runs from base 1 to 1794 and encodes 597 amino acids. Gene Ontology annotation, molecular function: oxidoreductase activity; FAD binding. NCBI's taxonomy places the organism in Eukaryota, Fungi, Ascomycota, Sordariomycetes, Hypocreales, Ophiocordycipitaceae. The transcript has 4 exons.
AUGACUCGCGGCUGGAUCUUGACAUGGAUCGCAUCGCUCGCAGUGGCUGGCUGCGCUCGCCCGUCCACCACAGGAUGCAAGCCGUAUCCGGGAUCGCCAGACUGGCCGGCUGCGGAGGCAUGGCGGCGGCUGAAUGAAACGCUCGGCGGUCGGUUGCUGAGCCCGUCGCCCCCUGCGGCAGCCUGCCACAGAGACCGACCCGAGUACGAUGCCGCUCGAUGCGCCGAGAUUUCGAAGAGAUGGGUCACCUUCGACUGGCACACGCAGGAUCCCGUCUCCAACUGCUGGUCGCAGUUCUCCAACGACACGUGCCUACCCGACGGUCCUUCCUGCUCCGGCCAGGGGUACCCCCCCUUUGUGGUGAACGCGACAACGGCACGGCACGUCAAGGCUGGCAUAGACUUUGCCCGGAAGUACAACGUGCGCUUGCUCGUCAAGGGCACGGGGCAUGACGACAACGGGAGAUCCAUCGCGCCCGGCGCCCUGUCCAUCUGGACCCAUCACAUGAAGGAGAUCGAAUACCACGCCAGCGAGUUCAGGCUCGCCGGGUCGGGCAGAUGCAUCCAGGGUAGCGCCGUCACCGUCGGGGCCGGCAACCAAAUGUACGACAUUUACGUCGCCACCGCGCGAUACAACAAGACCAUUGUCGGCGGCGGCGGCAAAUCCGUCGGCGUCGGCGGUUACUUGUCGGGCGGCGGCCACAGCAUCCUCGGCGCUCGCUACGGACUCGGCGCCGACAACGUGCUGGAGAUGCAGCUGGUGACCCCUGGCGGAGACAUCGUGACGGCCAACGAGGACCAGCACUCGGAUCUGUUCUGGGCCAUGCGCGGAACGACCAAGGCUGACCCCGACCCCGACUCGGUUCAGGGGGGCGGUUCUACCUUUGGGGCCAUGACGUCGGUGACGUUGAAGGCUCACCCUUCGCCCUCGAUCGCUUACAUCACCUGGUACGCGUACAUGUCGGCGGACUCGCCCGUCGCCUUCGACCUUGUUGGCUACGUGCUCUCGCAGUUCCCGACCCUCAUGGACGAGGGCGUGUCCGGCUAUCAGUAUAUCUUCGACAAAAUGCCCAAUCCCCUGCCGGGAGAUGGCCAGCCCAAGGUCAUCUCCGGCCUCAUCGGCGGCUUCAUGCUGCAGGAUGUGACGGACGCGACCAAGCUUGAGGCGCUGCUGAAGCCGGUCGAGGACGCCAUCGGUCGUCGGUGGAAUGGCACCGCGCACAUCGUCAAGGAGACCAAGCUGUACGCCUCCUUCUUGGACUGGUUCGACGUCAACUACGAUCAGGGCGUCGCCGGCGGGAACGUCUACCGCACCUCGCGGUUGGUUGACCGAAAGGCCCUCACGGGCGACCCCAAGGCGCUGGGCGAAGCGUACAGGGCGGCGACCAAAGCCGCCGGUGCCGUGACGGCGUACAUGGUGGCCGGCAAGGCCGUGCAGAAGGCGAGACCCCGUGGCGGCGGCAACGCCGUUAACCCGGCCUGGAGACAGGCCUAUCUGCAGAGUCUGACGGGCGUGACGUACCCCUCGUUUAACCAGACGGCCGAGAGGACGACGAUCGAGGCUCUGGACGUGACUCUGGACCCCCUGAAGGCACUCACGCCGACCAUGGGUGCUUACAUCAAUGAGGGUUGGCUGUUCGAAAAGGACUGGCAGAAAACAUUCUGGGGCAGCAACUACGCCCGUCUCCACAGGAUCAAGAAGCAGGUGGACCCGACGAAUGUUUUCGUCUGCUUCCCCUGCGUUGGCAGCGAGGGGUGGUUUCAGAGAGACGACGGACGACUCUGUAGAAGAUGA